This is a messenger RNA of Paramecium sonneborni, 840 nucleotides long. NCBI's taxonomy places the organism in Eukaryota, Ciliophora, Oligohymenophorea, Peniculida, Parameciidae. The record is from the annotation of a GenBank genome assembly.
AUGAAAUAAUCAAAAGCAACAUUAGUAAAUAGAUGGUACUUUCAUUUAGGUUAGGAUUUUAAUAAAAAUAGAGAAGAAAAAAUGGACUAUAACAAAUUAAUAGACUUUCGAGACUCGAAAUCCUGAAAAGACAAUGACGGAUUUAGUUUAAUAAUUUUAGCAAUUUGAGUUUGAUUUAAUCCAAAAAGCCUCUUUUGGUCCAUAAAAUUUGAAUAAAGAUGAUACUUAAUAUGGUUCAAUAACAUCAACUUCAAAACUCAAAUAGUUCAAUUUCCCAAUAGUUAGAUAUCUAUAUUGAAUAAAUCAUUUUCAAUAAAUCCAAUACUAUUUAUAAUAUGUAAUCAUAACACAUAAGAUAAUCAAUUGCUUAUAUUUAAAUUGGAACUGUUGAAAGAAUAGGUCUAAUUUUUAAUGGAUAAUUUGUUCAUUGUCGGAAACAUAUUAUUUGUAUAAUAAAAUGAAAGCAAAGAGAUUUUUAAAGGUUCAUGUUGCUUGUUUAAAAGUACUUUAUAAUUUCUAAAUUUCUUUAGUGAUUGUAUGCGAAUUUUUUUUGUUGCUAAGAGAUAAAAUUGUUUUAUUACUGAAUUACCUAAAGUAAGAGAUUAUCAUCAUAUUUGGUAAUUAAUUGGUUAUUAAAUGGCUGAAACAUGUCAAAAUUUAUUGUAAUUUUGUUUAUUGAAAAAAGAGUCUUAGGAGGAUGAUUAAUAAAUAUAAAUAUCUUUUAUUCCAUUAUUGAUUUAAAUUUAAGAACUUUAGUCUAUAAUUAUAUUCAAAUUCCAAAAAAUUAUGUAGUAAAAUCUCAAGUCUAAGAUGUAGGAUUAAUACGUGCAUUUUUUAUGA